This is a messenger RNA of Fomitopsis serialis, 618 nucleotides long. Its product is annotated as H+-ATPase G subunit-domain-containing protein. Bases 14 to 376 code for a protein of 120 amino acids. Gene Ontology annotation, molecular function: proton-transporting ATPase activity, rotational mechanism. The record is from RefSeq and is a predicted model, not a curated record. NCBI's taxonomy places the organism in Eukaryota, Fungi, Basidiomycota, Agaricomycetes, Polyporales, Fomitopsidaceae. The transcript is spliced from 4 exons. Gene Ontology annotation, biological process: proton transmembrane transport. Gene Ontology annotation, cellular component: vacuolar proton-transporting V-type ATPase complex.
CUCUGCGACCGCGAUGGCUGCGCAGCAAUCCCAGAGCAUCCAAACCCUCCUCGAGGCGGAGAAGGAGGCCGCAAAGACCGUCCAGCAGGCGCGCCAGUACCGCGUGCAGAAACUCAAGGACGCACGCGCACAGGCAGCGAAGGAGAUCGAGCAGUACAAGCGGCAGAAGGAGGACGAGUUCAAGGCCUUCGAGGCAUCGCACGCCGGAAGCACACAGACAGCACAGGCUGCGGUCGACCAAGAAACAGUGGUUAAGCUACAGGAGAUUACAGAUGCAUACAACGAGAACAAGGACCAGGUCGUCAAGAAGCUACUCGACCGCGUCGUACUAGUCAAACCGGAGCUGCACCGCAACCUCAAGAAGGCGCAGGCGUAGUGCCGUCCCUUGUAUCCCAUUAUCUAAUAUAUCACAGCAUUCGUACCCAGCGCAGCAGCGUAACUGCAAAAUGAUAUAAUACCCAAUACCGCAGAUGCCGGCAUGCCCCAGCCGCCGCUCGAUGGGUUGCUGACGGCGAAUCAUGGCCAACGAGUGAUCACGGCUUUCCUAACCAGUCCAGGCCUAUGGGCAUCAUGGGACUAGACCCGACCGGCACAUUCCCUCGCAGAGGCUGCAUCGGU